This is a messenger RNA of Scylla paramamosain (green mud crab), 3376 nucleotides long. Its product is annotated as ankyrin repeat domain-containing protein 29-like. Bases 160 to 1563 code for a protein of 467 amino acids. NCBI's taxonomy places the organism in Eukaryota, Metazoa, Arthropoda, Malacostraca, Decapoda, Portunidae. The record is from RefSeq and is a predicted model, not a curated record. The transcript has 8 exons. Gene Ontology annotation, molecular function: protein binding.
GGGGCGCGGGUCGCCUGGCACUUGCGCGGGGCCGCGGUGCCGUCUGCUGCUCAGUGCAUUGCAAACACAGGCAAUGGCAGGUGGCUGUGGUGAUCCGCUCGCUCGACGAGUGUCACUUUGCAUGUGGAUAAGGGAUUAGUACUCGCAUCUCAUCACACAAUGUCGCUGAGGGUGUGCACGAGGCUGGACCAGCGGCUGCACGCGGCGGCCGUCAAGGGGGAGGUGGAGGAGGCGGUGCGCGUGCUGGACACUGGCCGCGUGCACGUAGACUGUGCGGACCGCGAUGGGACAACGCCGCUCAUCCUCGCAGCCGCCAACAGCCACGUGGAGCUGGUGCGGGAGCUGCUGGACCAGGGCGCUGAACCCAACGCCACCAGACACACCGGCACGGGGGCGCUGUUCUUCGCGGCGCAGGGAGGCUUCCUGGACAUCGUGACGCUGCUGCUGGACCGAGGCUGCUCCAUCAACCAGGCCUCUAAGGACGGGGGCACGGCGCUCAUCGUGGCGGCCCAGUGCGGCCACAUGGACGUAGUGCAGGAGCUGCUGCGUCGCGGGGCGGACCCUCACGCCGCCAUGAAGGACCGCGCCACGGCAGUCUUCGUGGCCUCCCAGAACGGCCACACUAGCGUCGUCCGGACACUGCUGACAGCGGGAGCCAAGGCUCACGUGCGGCGGAUGGACGGCGCCAGUCCGCUCUGGAUCGCCUCUCAGAUGGGUCACCAGGGCGUGGUGCGCCUCCUGCUGGGCCACGGAGUCAACCCUGACGUCACCAGACACGACGGCGCCACCCCGCUGUUCAAGGCGGCUCACAAGGGACACGUGGAGGUGGUACACGAACUGCUGCCCUACAACCCCUGCCUCGGCCUCCUAAAGAAUGGUGAGUCUGCACUUCACGCCGCAGCCUUAUACGGUCACCUCCGCGUGCUGAAGGCCCUGGUGCAGGCCGGCGCUGACCCGGGACUCAAGAAUGACCAAGGACUCACUCCCAUACAAAUCGCUGCCCAGGCUCGCCACUACGAAGCCGUCCAGCUACUGAAAGACGCCCUGGCCAAAAAGAAGGAGAAGGGUCCCCCCACCCCGAAGACGUCGCCUGGGCCACGAUCCCCGCGGCUGGUGCACAGCACGUCUGGGGUGCCGGUGCCGCCGGGCAUGCAGAGCCAGAGCAGCAGUCGCGGCUCGUCCAGGAACAGCUCACUGGGCACCAUCGUGGAGACCAGCCCCGUGCUGCCGCGCUCCGUCAGCUCGCCCAGCAACUCCCGCCCCGCGCAGUACGUGUCCUGCGAGUUGAGCAACAUGGUGGACGGCGGCGCGCGGCCCAGAGCCAACCUGGCCACGGGCUCCUGCACCUCCGUGGGGGGGCGCACGCCGUGUUCCUCCAACCCCUCCCCCUCCCCGAGCAUCUCCAGCGAGCCCCCGCAGUCCAUGAUCGCCGCCCUUCAGAAGGCUCCCCGCCACGCCUCCCACACGGACGUGAGCAGCGUUAAGAAUAUUUUCCGCCGAACUCUCGCCUCCUUCCGGCGGCCCACUAUAGUUAAAAGGAACGACAAGCCGCCAGAGCCAUGACAGCCUUCCCCGCUGAGUUUUGCUUUGUUUGUAUCUGUUUCAUGAUUUAUUUUCAAACUGUGCAGGUUUCAGUACAAAUGCCUAAUAAUUCACUGGUGAUAUUAGGUUAGAGAUGAUAAUGUGACGAUUCACUUGCUGGGAAAGUCACCGUAUAUCAGUUUUAUGUUCGAAUGACGCGGCGUGGUGGAGAGAGGUGGAAUCCGGCCGCCGCCCCUCCGCGGCUUCCCCGCGCUGGGCGGCGGACCGGGCGACGGGCGGGUGGUGUGAGUGUUUAGGUACAACCUAUGCAAGGUAAUUCAUAUCAAUUUUAACCUUUAUUUACUCAUUUGACUGUAAUUAUGAUUUAACUAAUUAUUUGAAUAAUUGUACUGAUCUGCCUUGGCGAGGAGGAAGCCUUGAGUGGUGGAGCCGUGCCGCCCUGACGCCAACACACCGCCGCCUCGCCCCGCGGCUGUCAGGCGCCCGCCCACCAGCGGGUCUUGCCUCUUGACUACGUCAAGUUCUUCCUUUUAUAACUAAAAAACAUAUGCAACACCUUUAGCAGUUCUUUUCUUUUCUUUUCUUUUUCCCAUACUCGCGGGCCUCGGCGGCGUCCCGCGGGCCGCGGCGGUGCUCAGGCUGCCGCGCGCGAGGCUGGGGAAGCUCAAGGUUGUGAUGGUGGUGGCGGCAGGAUGGACGUAACCCUUUUUUAAUACACACCUGAGGACAGUUGCGUGAAGCUGACUCACGAGCUUGCAUCGCCACUUGCUGCGGCACGAGAGGAAGCGCCCUCGUGCAUACUCCCCCCCCACGGCGCCGUGCUGCGGGUCCCUGCCUGCCACCCACUGUCCGGGCCGCCGCCUGGGGCUGAACCAUGUGCCUGGUGGUCAAUACUCUUAAGAGCUCACGACGCAGGUUUUGUAAUGUGUGUGUGCGGUACACGACGCGUGGCUCCGGUGCGACGCUUGGCCAGGAACACCCUCGAUCACAUGUCCAGUCCAAAUCAAUCUUCAUUGCCUUUCUUUUCCACACCGCUGCUAAACACUAAAUAUCCAAACUCAAAACUACUUUUUUUGACAGCGUUGUGCAACAUUAAUACAGCGUUUGAUGAAUGAACGCUGCAGUAAUGUUGUAGCUGACGUUGUGGAGUGGCUUAGGCAAACAGUGUCUGAGGAGGAGGCGAGGGUGGCCGUGCUGGCCUGCCGCUCGCUCACUGGAAUGCUGGGAUGGAGGGAGGAGCAGGAGGAAGAGGAGGCGCCGCAUGUCACACAGGAGUCCGUAAGCUUCAGCAGAAAUAUUAGCAGGUUCUAACAUGUCUGCCUAUGUGAAGAACUGAAACUGUAACAGACAAGAUAAUGCUUUAACAAUAGGACAAUAUAUACACCCGUUGCUUGCCUUGGAUAUCCACGUACACCUUGCCGAGCUGCUGUGUGUUAGCCUGUGUGAUGCAGACACCCGAGUCCACACCACUGGCGGCAGCGGCUCCCUGCAUCGUAAAGCUGUGUGUGUGUGGAACCUUCACCGUGAUGUGUAGUUACGUAUAUUAUUCCAGCCAAGGCACUGCUGCUGCUGAUGAUGUUGUUGGAAGCCGAGUUUGUAGCCACCGUCCAGUUUGUGCCGCGACUCGCUAAUUUCACGUUGUUGUUGGGGAGAGUCGCGCACACAGCCAGUCUGGCGAGGCGUGUCCCGCCGCAGGGAUCCUGGGUUGUGAGGAAUGUGUAGUGUAUGUACGUAUGUAGAGGUCACGGUAAGCUUGAUGGCGUCUGAGUCACAUCACUUCUCCUUUCCUACUUAAUCCUGUAGCACCCAAGAAAUAUAAUGAAUGAUAUAAAAA